UGAGUGUGAACCAGGGCCUGGCAGACUGAGCGCGUGAGUCCUGAGUGAGGGAGUGGGGACUGUGAGUGAGGACCUUAGGAAACUCAGAGGCCAAGGCCCAGAAGCAACACCUUCCCCCGAGGAAGAGGUGCCGGUGACCGGCGUUGCCCACGGCAGGCCCCGUGGGGAACGUGCUGCAGGUUUCUUUCCCGUGCUGUCCUCAUGGCAGUGCUGGGCAAGGACUGUCCUGAGUCAGGCUUGCACUGUCUUAACUGAGAGACCCAGCAAGGUGAUGACAGUGGCACCCACGGGAGGAUGGGGCAGAGGCUCUCAUGACAUCUCCUGUCUGCUCCUCCCCGCAGGUGGUGUGUGUCCCCCUGUGGAUCCUCAUGUCCUUCCUGUGCCUGGUGGUCCUCUAUUACAUCGUGUGGUCUGUCUUGUUCCUGCGCUCCAUGGAUGUGAUUGCAGAACAGCGCAGGACGCACAUAACCAUGGCACUGAGCUGGAUGACCAUUGUCGUGCCUCUCCUUACUUUCGAGAUCCUGCUGGUUCAUAAACUGGACGGCCACAAUGCUUUCUCUUGCAUUCCAAUAUUUGUGCCCCUGUGGCUGUCAUUGAUCACACUGAUGGCAACUACAUUCGGACAGAAGGGCGGAAACCACUGGUGGUUCGGUAUCCGCAAAGAUUUCUGCCAGUUUCUGCUUGAAGUCUUCCCAUUUCUGAGAGAAUACGGAAACAUUUCAUACGAUCUCCACCAUGAAGACAACGAUGAAGCGGAGGAAACCCCAGCUCCAGAGCCUCCAAAAAUUGCCCCUAUGUUUCGCAAGAAGGCCAGGGUGGUUAUUACCCAGAGCCCUGGAAAAUACGUCCUCCCCCCUCCCAAGUUAAAUAUCGAAAUGCCAGACUAAAGGGCACUGGCAGGGCCAGAGCGUGAGUGGACUGGGAUGCACGCUCUCUCCCUCCCUCCGCCUCUCCUUCACCCUCCUUCCCCAAGACCCGGAGUGGAGCUGGGCCUCCAGGGACGUCCAUCUCAUGCCUAGUUUGCAUUCAGUGCCAAUCAGCCACUCACCACGACGGGAUUCAGAGGCGCAGGGGACUGGGGGUGUCCGUGGAUAUGAUGCCAAGGGUUGUGGGGGAGAGAGAAGGACCCAAUUCCUUGAGGGCAGGUGCCCAAGGCACCUGCUCAUCCCCACAGUACCACCUGGGAAUGGCGGCUCCAGAGACCCACGGGCAGCGGGGAGCAACUUUCCGCAGGGCAGUUUUUCAGAGUGCUGAAAUUCCCAUGGAAAGUGUUGUUGGGAGUGGUUUACGACAGGGUCUCCUCCCUGGACAGCUCUGAGCUGUCCUGCUGCAGGUAGCCAGUGGGGACUGUAACUGGGUCUGAGUGUACCUGGUGUUUCUACGCAGCCCAGCCAUGCUUAGCCCUGUCCCUGCUGUGGAGGGGUUUCCCUUUGGGCAUGCUGACAGCGGUUUCCAUGGCCUCCUCAGUGAGCCUUUCCCAAUGGAGUGACUCCAUGCCUGUAUAGUAUUUAUACGAAUAUUUUAGCAUUGUAAUAUACAGUGUCAAAUCCUAGUUCUGUACAGCAUACCCUGUUAAAGUAUUUUUUUACAAGCUUGUGCCCAAGACGGACGUGUUCUGCUGCAGAAGUAGAAGUCGGUGACAGUUCUCCCCACCCCGGAGGGGUGUCAGGCCUUCACGGGACAUCACCACUUACACCUGGAAUUCUGUCACGUGCAUAGUCCCGCUCCUGCCAGCACAGCGGUGGCAAGCAGGAAAUGGUCUGUGUGCUUCCUCACGUUGGGGAUAAAGGGCUGGAAGAACCUGGAAAGCACUGUUUGAGGCCAGGACACGAGGGAAGGUAGCUGAGAGCAGAGACACCACAGACGCCUGUGGGUGUUGGAGGGUGGAGCUUUCUGCGUGCUGCUGAGGAGAGCUCUAUGUAUACACCUGGCCAGAGCUGUCACUGUGAGCACAGUUUCUCCGUCUGCUGCUACGGCCUGGAACACAUCCGAUCCUGCCAGCGGAGGAACCUUCUGCCCAGAGUCAAGUAGGUCACUGAUGAAGGUGUGUGAAGGGGACUGUUGACGAGCCCACUCAGGAGGCCAGUGCUGGUCUUCACGUGGGCAACUGCUAAAUGACCUCAAGCAGGCCUAAUUGAAGUUCACCACGUCCCCAGCUCUGCCGCUGGCACUGGCCUGCAGACAGGCUGCUUUGUUUCAGGGGAAAGGAGGGUGGAAUGGUGUACCUUUCCUGCUCAGUGUGUAAAUAAAUGUAGCUACGUCCACUAUUUUUGCUCCCUGUAGUUGUUCAAUAAACCGGUUGGUUCCUCGUUUUA
This is a messenger RNA of Sciurus carolinensis (gray squirrel), 2315 nucleotides long. Its product is annotated as transmembrane protein 185A-like. The record is from RefSeq and is a predicted model, not a curated record. The coding region runs from base 312 to 887 and encodes 191 amino acids. Lineage: Eukaryota; Metazoa; Chordata; Mammalia; Rodentia; Sciuridae. Gene Ontology annotation, cellular component: dendrite. The transcript is spliced from 3 exons.